This is a messenger RNA of Haliotis rubra (blacklip abalone), 6549 nucleotides long. RefSeq lists its product as uncharacterized. The record is from RefSeq and is a predicted model, not a curated record. NCBI's taxonomy places the organism in Eukaryota, Metazoa, Mollusca, Gastropoda, Lepetellida, Haliotidae. Gene Ontology annotation, molecular function: peptide receptor activity; ATP binding; guanylate cyclase activity. Gene Ontology annotation, biological process: intracellular signal transduction; cGMP biosynthetic process; protein phosphorylation. The coding region runs from base 100 to 5124 and encodes 1674 amino acids. The transcript has 36 exons.
GCACGUGCGACGUUCUGAGGACGUCGCGUCUUGUUUGGCGUCACCGGAUAUUGGUACAAAAAAGACAUUUGGCCAUGUUGUGAAGACUUAACCGAUACAAUGAUCAUUUGGCAAGUCAUUAUCUUACACCUUGCCUGUGUACUCGUUCAUGGAGCUGUGGUCAUCAAUUUCCUUUCGGACCGAUCACCCCCAAGCUCCAUCCCAGCAGAUGCCCAAAAGAUAUACAGUGUACCUCUAAACCAGAGGAUUAGUAAGCCAGUAGUGGCUGCCAUCAUGGACAAUGGAGAGCAAGCAGAAACAGGAUCUUUGGCAUCAGCUCUUUUUUAUGUGGAGACAAUAGAUUCAUUAACAGCAGCGACACCAUCCACAACAGAUCAGUGGAAGGCUGAUGGAGGCAAGUUAUGUCAGUGGGCAUACAAUGUUCGAUACCCGUUAAGAAUGGACAGAAGGUUUUGUGAAUUUUCCUGUGGAAAUGCAAGUUCACAUGGAGCCACAGUUCUUGGACCUCUUGAAGCUCAUAGUGGACUUAUGAUUGCCGAGGCUAUGUAUCAUCAACAUAAUGAUUUAACAAAAAUUCCAGCUAAUAACAGAAUCUACCGCUUUACAUUGCAUCUCCCAGAUGGAACCACAGUGACCCAGGACACAAAUCAAUUCACGAUCACAGUACCUGCCAAGACUUUAGUGAUAACUUCACAACCUCCAACAUCAAUCUCUGCAAACAGUCCAUUUGUUGUCAGUGCAAAGAUUGUUGACACAGGCAGCGCUACUGUAGCAGCAGGGCUUGACUCCACUGCAUUUGUCGACCUCCAAGUCUCAUAUGAAUUCAAAAAGUUUUAUCACUCUGUUGGAAAAGAAAUGUUUCUUUAUAGCACUGAUGUUCGUAUGGACAGUAGUGAAGCUAUCACCCAUGCAAGUACUUACGACAGAAUUAUCCGAAAGAGGGCUGUGAAUGGACUUGUCACUUUCAGUGAUAUCAAAAUCUUAGAUGUCCAUACAGCUGUAAGAUUCAAUUUGACAAUGACAACUGCACAUGACCCCUGGAUCAGAACACCAAAUGACUACACAGAUCUAGCAAGCAAGUUCAUCACGACUGCAUCAGACGGAGUACUGGUGUUUUCGAUAAAUACGUCAUACCCGCUAAGCAGUGCAGUGGUUUUAAGUAACUACUUUGCUGUUACUGAAACCAGUGUUGGAGCAAACUUUCCAAUUAUUGAAGACCUGAAAGUUGAAGUGAGAGAUUCAAGUGGAAAAAGAAUAUACUCAGGACCUGACUCAAGCCUGUCCGUGACUACAGUGGCUACACCAUCAAGUGCAUGUUUGUCAGUAGAUGCUAACUUCCAGACAACUGACGGCCAGGGCACAUUUGUUGGAUCUGUAUGUGAAGCCAUCACUGGAGUAACUCUGAAGUUUACUGUGACCACAGCAGCUACCACUACCUUGACUUCGGCAGCAACUCCAUGUUUGACCAUCACUUCUGACAUCCACAUCGCAUCCUACAUAGACAACUACCACUCAGGAUCUAGCUCAGAUGUGCAGCCUCAUGUGGAAUCUUUCAUUCAGUUUGCAGUUAACGAUAUCAACAAUGAUGUCUUCACAGGAAUACUUAUAAAUCGAACUCUACAUCUGCAGCCAUUUAAUACUUGGAAUGACAUCACCUCUACUGUCAGCACGUACAGACAAAUGAUUGAUGCUGGAAAGGCCAAUCCAAAUGAAAUGGUGAGAGGAAUAAUUGGAUUUGGACACAACAAACUGACCCAGGGUAUUACUCCUCUUCUCAAUGGUGACAAGAUGCCUGUUAUAUCCACCAGGGAAACCAAGAUUGAAUUUGGGGACAAGUCAUUAUACCCGUACUACAACAGACUGGCUUGGAACGACGGCGCCGCAAUUCACAGUGUGUUUCUUGCUGCCAAAUCAAGAAAAUGGACCCAUAUUUUGAUUAUACGAUCUGCAGGAUAUGAACUUAACAAUAUCAUCUAUGACAAAGCUCAAAGCAAUGGAAUAAAAAUCAUGGGAGAGGUUGUAGUGCCACAGUUAAGGCCUGAGGAUUGGGUAAGAAAUGACCUUGACACUACGAUGGAAAAGGUGAAAAACUUAGGAACAAGAAUCAUCUUUUCAUAUGUCACAGCUCCACUUAUCUACCAUGUCUUGAGAGAAGCUUACAACUAUGGAAUGUCCGCCUUGCAUGGAUACCAAUGGGUCUUCAUUGGCAUCUUUAUUUGGCAAUUCCCCUGGGGGAACCAGCAUGCGGAAUGUAUGAUGAUGCCAAUCUGUACUGUAGCAUACAGAGGAACACAUGGAUUUGCUUCAACGUAUGAUUUGACAGCCUAUACAUCUGACGACUGGUUGAGAGUCAUGGGUUAUCACAUGUACAGUGACCGAUCUAUAUACCACGGCCGGUCAAAUAUGUCAUCCAUGAGGAAGGUGGGAGCAGAGUUUGCUUUGGGCUAUGAUGCCGUCAGGACAAUGGCAACAGCAAUGACCAACCUGAUUGACCAAAGACAAACAAUCACUGGAGACAAAAUUGCACUGGCAGUGAGAAAUGUUUCUUUUGCUGGGUUAACAGGAGGUGUAUCAUUCGACGUUCAUGGCAACAGACCUGGUUAUCGAGGAUUUCUUGUCCAUUGUAAUCCUAUACCCCCAGAGUUUGGCGUCAUGCCCACAAAUGUAGCUAUCUUCACUCGAACUAUGGUGAUGCAAAGUGAAGAGGCCACGGAACAGUUAGAAGUUGUAAUGGAGGCCUUUUAUCCUCUCUACUUGCCGCCAUAUAAUUAUAUACUUGGACAGACUGCAUAUCCAAACACAACGAAAAUGAACACAAGAUACUACAACUCAUCAAGUGGUAUGCUUUCUCGAAAUGAGCAAAAGAUCGUCCCAAUACCUCCUUCCACAGCGACACCUGUUCCUUUUGUUCGUGAAGAACCUGCAGUAGCACCGUUCUUCUGUUCUUCUGGAUGUGGAGGGGCUCUGCUAAAUCCCGCUGACAUCAAUUUCUAUACAUACGGAACAUGCACUGCCAUGGAAACUUGCACAUGCCUUCCUGGAUACUAUGGAGAUGAUUGUAGCAAUAUGAUUUGUUCCUGCAAAAAUGGCAGAUGUGAUGUCCCAAGUGUUUGUAUCUGUGACCCUGGAUGGCAGGGUGCCCUUUGUGAUGAAGCCAUAUGCAACCCUGGUUGUGGAGCGAAUGGGUUCUGCAAAUCCCCAGACACCUGUCAGUGUAAUGAUGGCUACACAGGAGGGACGUGUGGCACGCACUUGGCUGUUGCCGUGAUUCUGCCAUUAAUGUUUGGGACAGGUUUGGCAGUUGGACUUUUCUUCCUCAUCAGAUUUCUCAGCAGAAGGCAUGCUCGUUUGGCGUCUCUGGCGAACCUUGAUUGGUUGGUGAAAUGGGAUGAAAUUACUGCUGCUGAUCGGGCUAUCAGUCUGCUCUCCACAGCCAGUGAUACUAAUGACAAAGUAACUGGUAAUGUCGUUACAUGGAGACAUCAGAAAUGUCAUGAACAGGAUUUCAACAUUGACUCUCUUGACAUCAACAAUGAAAGUCUGAGGUUAGAGAUGGUCUUGAUGAAGGAAGUACGUCACAACAAUAUCUUAACAUUUGUUGGUGCCUGUUUUGAUGCUCCACACGUCUGUAUUCUUACAGAGGUGGCACCUAAGGGUAGUUUAGAAGACUUAUUGUCCAAUGAAUCUGUUAAACUGGGCUGGGAUUUCCGCUGCUCGAUACUGAAAGACAUCUGCAGAGGAAUGGAUUUCCUACACCGAUCAGAAAUAGUAUCUCAUGGUCGAUUGAAAUCCACAAACUGCUUGGUUGACAACAGGUGGACUUGCAAAAUUGCAGGGUUUGGAGUUCCAACAUUAAGAUAUGGUGCUAAAAGAUUGUCUGAGAAUGAGGAAGCAAACAAGCUCAGUACACUAUUCUGGACAGCUCCAGAGUUUCUGACUACCUGCUCAUCCCUUGGUGAUGUUCAGUCUGGAUCCAAAGCAGGGGACAUUUACUCAUUUACAAUCAUUGUCACUGAGGUCUGCACCCGAGAACAACCUUUCACAUAUGAACUUCAAGUUAUGGAGCCCAAACACAUAAUUCAAAUGGUUAUUGACAAAGAUAAUCCAGACAACAAAGAAGCUCAAGCAUUGUGGAGAGAGCUUAAAGCAGAUACCAUGAUGCCAUUCCGACCGUAUGUAGAAGAGAGCUUUUUACCAGAAGACUAUGAUGCUAAAGCCAACAUGAGGAAGAUGUUCGAAGCUGGGUUUCAUCCAAAUCCAGAAUCAAGACCAGUUUUCAAGGAGAUGUUGAUGAGGUUGAAUGAAAUUCAUCCUGUCAAGGGUGAACUCAUAGACAAUCUCGUAAACAUGCUUGAGAAAUACUCCAGUAAUCUGGAAGCAAUCGUAGCUGACAGAACAAAGGAACUGCAGGUGGAGAAAGCCAAAACAGAGCAACUUGUCAGCCAGAUGUUGCCGAAGAAGGUUGUAGAGGAUCUCAAGCAUGGUCGAAAAGUUGAUCCAGAGAGCUUUGAAUGUGUCACCAUUUUCUUCAGUGACAUUGUGGGUUUCACUGCCAUUGCAAGGGGCAGUACUCCUCUACAAGUUGUAGACUUGCUGAAUGAUCUGUACACAACAUUUGAUGCCAUUCUGGACAACUAUGAUGUAUACAAAGUAGAAACAAUUGGUGAUGCAUACAUGGUUGUGAGUGGCUUGCCAAUCAGGAAUGGCAAUCUCCAUGCAGGAGAAAUUGCAACAAUGAGUCUUGAUCUGCUGUCCUCCAUGAUUGGCUUCAAGAUACGACACAUGCCUGAGGAAAUACUACAGCUCCGUGUGGGGAUGCACUCUGGUCCUGCUGUGGCUGGUGUUGUUGGUCUCAAGAUGCCCAGGUACUGUCUGUUUGGUGACACGGUCAACACAGCAUCUAGAAUGGAGUCUAGUUCAAUGGCCUUGAGGAUCCACAUGAGUUCGAAGACCGCAGAUAUUCUCAUGGUACUUGGUAGCUACAUAUUGGACUGUAGAGGAGAGCGAGAAGUCAAGGGCAAGGGAGUGAUGACUACCUACUGGCUCAUGGGCAAGGAAGGAUACACUAAGCCUCUCCCUGACCAGUCAAUGGCUGCUUCACUGUCGAAACACGAGUUCAAAUAAACUGAUAAAGAGUCGGAUGUUGCUGAAGACAUUCUAUCUCAUGUGCCAGAGUUCUCUGUGUGUGAUCCCGAUGGCGUCAUGAUUUCCAUGAAGAUUUGUUCCCUUAUAUAUUGUUAUGUUGACCAAUGUGUCAAUGGUUUCGUGAAUUCCUUGUGAAUUCUGUGUCUAAGCAAUGACUGUGAUGGUGUAAAGGAUAUUGUUGAAUUUCUUGUUGAAGGUUGUUGACAUUGUGGUCUGUUGAAGUGGUUCUCAUGAAAUGUGUAUGUCACUUCUUUUUUCUUCUGACUUUCUGGAAACGCAAGAAGUUACUUCAACGAACAAUUGCACCAUUACAUUUCUUAGCAACUCAUAAUCUCGUACUGUCUCAAGAAAGUUGAAAUUGUGUGGGUGACAAGCAUACAUAUAUUAAUUCUUGGAUGUUAUUUUUUCAACAAAUGUUUGGUACUUUGCACUGGAAUUUGUAUUAUGUAGGUUUCUAGUUACAUCAUUCUGUCUUUCACCUGAUGCAACAGGAGAUCUCAAAUGUUACAAAAGUGAAAGAUGUCAAAAUAUCAAUUCAACUUGCACAGAAGUUAUGUUUGUAAAUCAGACAAAGAUUCUGAUUCUCUUGUAUUUGCACCUAAUGUUACAUUCUAACCAUCAUGAACUUGGUGAUAUUUCAGAAGAUUUAGUUUUUCACAUUGAAGAAGAGGCAUUUUCAUUAAUAUCUUCAUCAUUACAGAAUGAACCUUUAGCCACAAGCUCUUUGUUUCUGUGAAGUAAAUCUUUGAAAGUUGAUGCUUGGAUAAAGUAGCUGUGGGCGAUAUGCUACGGUUCUUGUCCAAAAGUUUGAAACUACAUUGUUGUAAACAUAGCUUAAGAUCUAGUCUGACAGUCUGAUGAGGUACGAUCUACAGAACGUAAUCACAAAAUGCUACUUCUCACUUGUAGACAAAAGAUUUUUGCAUGUUCAGUUGAAUAACAUUUUAGGUAAUGAAAAUACUGGGAUGACAAAUUUUGAAAGCAAGAAUCUCAUUUUGUCAUUUCUGCAAUUAUUUCGAUCAGACUCUCAGCCGUGAUAUAGUUACUUCCUAUGAUGAACAUGUUGUUUAUUUUAAAAAUACUGGCCCACGAAGGAUGUCUUUUCAAAUAUUUUUUACGUGAACAUACAUAAACUGCAGAGUUUUGGGGCCAAGUAUUCAAUUUGAGACAGAUUACUUAUAACUUUUAUAAUAUCUAUGAACUAUUGACCAUGAGGGAUGUAAUCUCUCUCAGAAUGAAUAUUUUCCCUAUUUUCAUGAGUGCCUUUAUUUAUCAAGUAUUUAUUGUGAAGAAACUGUUCCUGUUUAUUGCAUGAGUUAUUUUUGUUAUGGAAAUCUAUGGUGGGGUUGUAACCAAGAACUGCUCACUGUUAAGAUGUCAAGCUAAAAUUAAAUAUUUAAAAUU